Trichomonas vaginalis G3 is the source of this 309-nucleotide messenger RNA. RefSeq lists its product as uncharacterized. The transcript has a single exon. The record is from RefSeq and is a predicted model, not a curated record. Lineage: Eukaryota; Parabasalia; Trichomonadida; Trichomonadidae. Bases 1 to 309 code for a protein of 102 amino acids.
AUGAUUUAUACUGAAGAGUUGGAGAAUGAAGAAGAUAAAGAUAUGGUUAUGUUGCAUUUAGUCAGAAGAAACAACAAAAGCUUUUACGACCUUGCUAAAAUAUAUAAAUCUGACAGAAACUGGUUCUAUCGUGAAAACUUACCGAUUUCAAUGACACCGAAUGAGCAAAUAAAAGAAAUUGUCAAAAAUACUCUUCCUCAAACACACUAUGACAUCAAAGGUUGCACAAUACUUACCUUCAAAGAAGACUUAACAUUACUGAAGGAAAAAAUAACAGAAUAUUUCGAUAACUUCAAAGAGGAAGAAUGA